AUUUAUUUUAAUUUUGGUGUUAUUUGCUGAGUGUGCUUUUGGACUCUUGCAUGAUCCAAAAGGUGCUCUGCUCUCUGUGUCUAUGGCUUUUUAUCUUCUUCUGUGUUGGCCAAACAGUCGUUGAUGAUUGAAGUCCUUGAAGCGAAGAAGACAACGAAGAUUCUGAGAGAUAUUCAACCCCGACGACUCUUCUUUUUUUUUUUUUUCUUCCGUCGGAGAUUUUUCUGCUGUGAAUUCGCCGGAGACUUUGGAGGAGCUGCAAGCUCUCGUUUUCCAAUUACGUGGAUAGCAGAGAUUGAUUUUCUCGCCGUAGAUCUCGAGUUUUGUUCAAAGUAAGACGUAGAGAUUGAGGCUUGAGGGCUCGGUGGAUUGGAAUUUCGAACAGAGCAGAGUGUUUGUUCAGUUUUUGAGUCUCAGUUUUUUUUUUCCUUUUUUUUUGUGAUAAAAAAGUUGGUGGCUUUGGAGUGGUUCAGUAAAGGGUUUGGAGAUUGUGAAUUCAGUCUUCUGUUAAAGUUGGGUGGGAGACGAAGCAGCUUGGAAUUCUGUGUAUUUCUUAGGGUUGGCGUGGCAGGGCAAUUGACCCUCUGAAUUGGGAAAACAAAACAUGGAUUUGAACUUUCAAGUUCAAGUUUGGUUGUUGGGAAAAUUAGAUACUGCUGGGGGGUUGUGAAGAUUUUCUAGUGAAAACGUGGCGAGGAGCUUUCUUUUUCGGCUCUGCUUCUGAUUCAUGUAUGCUUUUAUAAGGUAAGAAAUUUAUGAAAUGCACUUCAUUAAUUGGAUUGGUUGUUUUUUGUUUUUUUCUAGGGUUUGAUUGAAUUCUGUGAGUAAUUUGCCUAAUUUGGGUUGGUUGAUGUGGUUUGCAGCAUUUACUGAGAGGCAAGAAGAAGAGGGAUUUUUGCAAUUUUUUUUUCUUCUUCUUUUAAAGAGAAUUGAUAUGAUUACGUUUAUGGAUUCAAAAGAGAAAUUGAAGGAGGGGGAGAAGUGCUUAGAUCCUCAGCUAUGGCAUGCCUGUGCUGGAGGCAUGGUUCAAAUGCCUCCAGUGAAUGCCAAGGUCUUCUACUUCCCUCAGGGCCAUGCUGAGCAUGCCUGUGGACCUGUUGAUUUCAGGAACUUCCCGAGGGUUCCUCCAUACAUCUUCUGCAGGGUCUCUGCUAUUAAGUUCAUGGCUGAUCCUGAGACUGAUGAGGUUUAUGCAAAAAUUAGGUUGGUUCCUUUGAGUGCUAGUGAGGCUGGUUAUGAGGAUGAUGGAAUUGGAGGGCUUAAUGGGUCUGAAACGCCGGAUAAACCCGCCUCAUUUGCGAAAACGCUGACGCAAUCCGAUGCAAACAAUGGCGGCGGCUUCUCUGUCCCGAGAUAUUGUGCAGAAACCAUCUUCCCGCGAUUGGAUUACUCCGCAGAUCCCCCUGUUCAGACAAUCCUGGCUAAGGAUGUUCAUGGUGAAACUUGGAAGUUUAGGCACAUUUACAGGGGGACCCCUAGGAGGCAUCUGUUGACCACAGGGUGGAGUACUUUUGUGAACCAUAAGAAGCUUGUUGCAGGGGAUUCAAUUGUGUUUUUGAGGGCAGAGAAUGGUGAUCUUUGUGUCGGAAUUCGUCGAGCAAAGAGGGGAAUUGGAGGUGGACCUGAGUCAUCUUCAGGGUGGAAUCCAACGGGUGGGAAUUGUACCAUGCCAUAUGGUGGAUACUCUGCGUUUUUGAGGGAGGAUGAGAACAAGCUAAUGAGAAAUGGCAAUGGGAAUGGCUCGAAUUCGAAUGGAAGUCUAAUGGGUAAGGGGAAAGUCGGGCCUGAAUCGGUUUUUGAAGCCGCAACACUUGCUUCAAAUGGACAGCCCUUUGAGGUUGUUUACUACCCUCGAGCAAGUACCCCCGAGUUCUGUGUGAAAGCCUCAUUGGUAAAAGCAGCAUUGCAGAUCCGGUGGUGUCCCGGAAUGAGAUUCAAGAUGGCUUUUGAAACUGAGGAUUCUUCCCGGAUAAGUUGGUUCAUGGGAACUAUAUCCUCUGUUCAGGUUGCUGAGCCUUUGCGCUGGCCAGAGUCACCUUGGAGGCUUCUCCAGGUUACCUGGGAUGAACCUGAUUUACUUCAAAAUGUGAAGCGCGUUAGCCCAUGGUUGGUAGAAUUGGUAUCAAAUAUGCCCGCCAUCCAUCUGACACCCUUCUCACCACCAAGGAAGAAGAUGAGACUGCCUCAACACCCUGACUUCCCAUUUGAAGGCCAACUUCCUAUGCCGACAUUCUCCGGCAACCUCCUUGGACCCAGCAGCCCUUUUGGUUGUCUGCCCGACAAAACUCCUGCUGGCAUGCAGGGAGCCAGGCAUGGUCAUUAUGGUCUAUCCUUAUCAGAUAUGCACCUCAAUAAACUGCAGACAGGUCUAUUUCCGGCUGGUUUCACGCCUCUUGAUCAUGCUGCUACAGCAACUAAAUUCUCCAAUAACACAAUGACUCAAAAACCUACCAUGAGCGAGAAUGUUUCUUGUUUGUUGACGAUGGCACAUUCUACCCAGACUUCAAAGAAACCUGAUGAUGUAAAGCCACCGCAGCUCGUACUCUUUGGUCAACCAAUACUUACUGAGCAGCAGAUUUCUCUGAGCUGCUCUGGUGAUACAGUCUCACCAGUUCUUACUGGAAAUAGUUCAUCGGAUGGGAAUGCAGAGAAAACCGCUAAUCUUUCUGAUAAUUCUGGAUCUGCACUUCACCAACAAAGCCUACAAGAGCGCUCAUCUUGUGAAGGUUUCCAAUGGUAUAAGGAUACUCGGCAAGAAACUGAACCGAGUUUGGAAACUGGUCACUGUAAAGUCUUCAUGGAAUCAGAAGAUGUAGGUCGCACUCUUGACCUUUCAGUGUUUGGAUCUUACGAUGAACUGAAUAGGAAACUGGCCGACAUGUUUGGCAUAGAAAAUUCUGAGACGCUAAACCAUGUGCUCUAUCGAGAUGCUACUGGUGCAGUCAAACACAUCGGAGAUGAACCAUUCAGUUGCAGUGACUUCAUGAGAACAGCAAGGAGAUUGACGAUUCUAAUGGAUUCAGGCAGCAACAAUGUAGGAAUGUAAAGAAAGAAUAAAACCUUGAUUCAAUUGUACAGCUGGUUGAUAAAAUCCUUUGUUUCCAUGCUGACCAUUUACCCUUCCUGAAGUUCUGGGAGAAGCCGCCCUGAUUCAAUUUUUGAGCUUCCAAUCUAAAUCCUUCCGGCUUUGUAAUUUUUUUUUAAUCUUUGUCAAAGAAGGAAUGUUUACAUUUUUAGAACUUGAUAACAGUAUCAUAAUUUGAUCAGGUUUUUUUUCUUCUUCUUUUCUUUGAGGUUUCUCCCUUUUUUGUAAUUUUUUGGCAGCCAAAUCGUACAAGUAUAAGUAGUUUUGUAGGAGUUGGCAUAUGUACUUAAAACCCUUUUGAUAAUGGCUGAAGCCUUCUAAGAAGGCAGUUUUUUUUCAGUGGAACAUGCA
Molecule: messenger RNA, 3436 nt
Organism: Prunus persica (peach)
Lineage: Eukaryota; Viridiplantae; Streptophyta; Magnoliopsida; Rosales; Rosaceae
Product: auxin response factor 18
Exons: 3
Coding region: 851-3046 (731 amino acids)
Biological process (GO): regulation of DNA-templated transcription; response to hormone
Cellular component (GO): nucleus
Molecular function (GO): protein binding; DNA binding
Source: RefSeq, a predicted model, not a curated record